CCAAAUAGCAGUGGCAUACCUUAGGCAUUCCCAGCAGGGUGACUCUCCUACAUUGUGCUGACAGCUGACCUGUGUUGUGGGGAAGUCAGGAGAGUUUCCAGCCUGUCUGCAGUUACUCUCACUUAUCAAACACAACAGUGAAAUAAAGAGCUUUUCUCCAAUCUAAUCCUGCUGGACUUCGAGCACUGACUGUGGGCGUUUCUUUACAAUGUGGGGCAUUUGCUGCAGAACUAUGGUGGGGAGGGCGAAACCCUGCGGCCUCAUGAAGCUCCGUCACCUGGUGAAGCCGGUGUCUUUGACUCGAGUCUCCGGCAGAUACCUGACGCACCAGAAGGGCCUGCCCACGCUGCCGGUGCCCCCCCUGCAGCAGACCUGCGAGCGCUACAUCUCAGCUCUGGAGCCCAUCAUGGAGCUGGAUGAGCUGAAGCACACCAAAGAGCUGGUGGACGAGUUCCAGAAAGCAGGAGGGCUGGGAGAGAGACUUCAGAAAAGUCUGGAAAAGAGAGCACAGAACACCGAGAACUGGUUGUCACAAUGGUGGGUGCAGAUUGCUUAUCUGGACUACCGGUUGCCUGUGGUGGUGCAUUCAAGUCCCGGGUUGGUCUUGCCCCGCAUGAACUUCAGAGAUAAACAGGGACAAAUAAGGUUUGCUUCCAAACUGAUAGCAGGUGUUCUGGACUUUAAGACAAUGAUUGACAAUGAGACCCUGCCAGUUGAAUUUAUGGGAGCGAAGCCCCUGUGUAUGAAUCAGUACUACAAGGUGCUGUCGUCCUGCCGUAUCCCAGGCCUGAAGAGCGACUCGGUGGUGAACCAUGCUAAAAGCUCCAGACCCCCGACACACAUAACUGUAGUGCACAACCAUCAGUUCUUUGUGUUGGAGGUGUACAACAGUGAUGGCACUCCACUGACAGCGGAUCAGUUCUGUGUUCAGCUGGACAGGAUCUGCAGCUCCUCCUCUCAAACAAACAUGGAGCCCGUGGGCAUCCUCACCACGCAGCAUCGAGACUCCUGGGGCAAGGCCUACGUCAACCUCAACAAGGAUAAGACCAACAAAAAGUCGGUGUGGGCCAUCCAGAGGAGCAUCUUCACUCUGUGUUUGGACGGAGCCAUGCCUCAGGUUUCUGAUGAGACGUACCGCAGCUCUGCCGCCGUCCAGAUGCUGCACGGAGGAGGCAGCCAGUGGAACAGUGGCAACCGCUGGUUCGACAAGACGCUCCAGUUUAUUAUUGGAGAAGACGGGACAUGUGGUGCGAACUAUGAGCACGCCCCAGCUGAGGGCCCGCCGAUAGUGGCCCUGAUCGACCAUGUUGUGGAAUACACGAGGAAGCCAGACCUGGUGCGGACUCCCAUGGUGCCUUUGCCCAUGCCCCAAAAACUGCACUUCAACAUCACGCCUGAGAUCAAGAAGGACAUCGAGGAGGCCAAGCACGCCAUGGACAUACUGGCCCAGGAGCUGGACACCAAGGUCAUCGUAUUUGACCACUUUGGUAAAAAUAUCCCAAAGACCCACAAGAUGAGCCCUGAUGCUUUCAUACAGGUGGCGCUUCAGCUGGCUUACUACAGGAUGAACCAGCGCUGCUGUGCCACGUACGAGAGCGCCUCCCUGCGUAUGUUCAGAUUCGGCCGCACAGACACAAUCAGAUCUGCUUCGAGCGCCUCCGCUGCCUUCGUCAAGGCCUUUGAUGACCUCAGCAAACAGAACACAGAGAAGGUGGAUCUAAUGGAGAAAGCUGUUCAUGCUCACAGGGCGUAUACUAACAUGGCGAUCAGCGGCCAGGCCAUCGACAGACACCUGCUGGGCCUUAAGAUGAUCGCUCUGGAGGAGAAAGUCUCCGUCCCUGAGAUCUACACGGACCCCGCCUACUCCAAAGCCUUAGAGUACAAACUCUCUACAAGUCAGGUACCGUCAAAGACCGACUGUGUGAUGUGCUUCGGCCCGGUUUCACCCAGCGGAUACGGCGUGUGCUACAACCCCAUGGACGAUCACAUCAACUUCGCAGUGUCCUCUUUCAACAGCUGUUCAGAAACUAACGCAGCACAUCUGGCCCGCGCUGUGGAAGCAGCUCUGCAGGACAUGAGGAAACUGCUGGAGCAAACGCCCAGAGCCAAACUGUGAAGCAGGACUUUAAUAACCUGUGAAGUGAAAUGGAUCUGUGGCAGGACGUCCAAGCUACAGUAUUCUCCUGAUUUGAUCGAUUAUGCACUUUAAAUAAUGUGUGAUUACUGAUUUGUAACGACUGGCAGGCAGGUGCUGUUCCUCUGCUGGUACAAUGCACACUAAUCAUAAUGAUGGACAAUCGAUUUACAGCCCGUUCUGUUUCAAAGUGUAACACUGAUUAACACAAAUGAACCUGUGGAUGGAUUUUCUUUAAAUCCUUUUAAUAUCAACAAAAACCUGAUGAGAUGAAACUCAGUUAUUCAUUAUUUUUACAUGACACACUCUGGGUUGUGCCUCUGUGCCUUAAAUGUACACUGUUUGAUAACUCAGGGGACAUGUCUGCUCUAACAUAACUUUGCUAAGUCUUAUAUUUACAGUCCAAGGAUUUUAUAAAGUUCAUAACUUCUUCACUCUAUUAAUAAUCAUGGCUUUCUAAGAUCACACAACGAAUGGUGUUGUAUCAUCACUCAUGAAGUCUUGUGGCUGCCAUAAACAUGUCUUCACUGAGCAUUGAUACUCAGAACAUGCAGUUUAUUAAUCCAUGGUUUUAUUUAAUGAUUGUAUUAAUCUGUGCCCUGUGAUUUCCACAUGUUCUACCAUACGACAGCCAGUGGUGUAUUCUGCUUAAUGUCUCCCACCGUGUCUUUUCCAAACAAGGAAGUGACACAAUUCAGAAUUUAAUCAGAAAACAUUUGAAUUUAAACAACUUUGAAGUGUUUAUAUUGAUGUAAGAUGAUGUUGUGAUGCGCCAGUUAUCCGUGUGUAAACUUCAAUAAGAUCUCUGUAUCUAUGGGAGGGGUGUGUCUUCAUGUAAUAGACUAUGUUGGCCAGUCAGCAUUUCAUCAUGUGUUUGUGAUAUUCUGCAUACAGUAGUAAUGGAAGAGAUGAAAUGAUUCUGUGCAGAAGUGAUGCUAAUCAUAUUGGGAGGACAGUCUAGCAGGAAACAUGCAUAAUAACAUGAAGCACUGUGUUUGAUUGACUUGUUCAACACUUGAAAUACAUUGUUUUCAAAAACA
Molecule: messenger RNA, 3174 nt
Organism: Gymnodraco acuticeps
Lineage: Eukaryota; Metazoa; Chordata; Actinopteri; Perciformes; Bathydraconidae
Product: carnitine O-acetyltransferase-like
Exons: 14
Coding region: 209-2116 (635 amino acids)
Biological process (GO): carnitine metabolic process, CoA-linked
Cellular component (GO): peroxisome
Molecular function (GO): carnitine O-acetyltransferase activity
Source: RefSeq, a predicted model, not a curated record